This is a messenger RNA of Haplochromis burtoni (Burton's mouthbrooder), 789 nucleotides long. It is a transcript of the gene cabp5b, whose product is annotated as calcium binding protein 5b. NCBI's taxonomy places the organism in Eukaryota, Metazoa, Chordata, Actinopteri, Cichliformes, Cichlidae. The record is from RefSeq and is a predicted model, not a curated record. Gene Ontology annotation, molecular function: calcium ion binding. The transcript is spliced from 6 exons. The coding region runs from base 274 to 786 and encodes 170 amino acids.
UAUGUACAGAGGUAACAUUUAACACAUAUGUGAAAUGUCUAUAUGCACAGCAUUUAAGCCUAUCUUUCUUUUCCAGACCAAAGCGGCAGAGAUAAUCCAUAUGAGACAUCCCUUGCCUCGUCUGGCGUAUGUGGACCGCAGCUGAUCUCAGUUCAUACACACACACACACAUACUCUCACUCGCUCACACUAAAAACAGAAGGAAUUUAUAGUUUUAUAAGAAAGAAAUUCACAAAUACACAUAGCUCGGGGAUCUUGACUGAAUCUGGCAUCAUGAGUCUUAAACAGCCCUGCAUCUUUCUCAAAGGAGGCAAAAGGAGACAUUCAAGAGCACUUACACAUGAUGAGAUAGAAGAGUUACGUGAAGCUUUUGUAGAGUUUGAUAAGGACAAGGAUGGUUUAAUAAGCUGUAAAGACUUGGGGAACUUGAUGAGGACCAUGGGUUAUAUGCCAACUGAAAUGGAGCUGAUAGAACUGAGCCAAAACAUCAACAUGAACCUUGGGGGGCGGGUGGACUUUGAGGAUUUUGUCGACCUAAUGACCCCCAAGCUUCUGGAUGAAACUGCAGGGAUGAUUGGUUUGAAGGAACUCAAAGAUGCUUUCAAAGAGUUUGAUUUAGAUGGCGAUGGUGCUAUCACUUCUGAUGAGAUGAAACAUGCUAUGCUGAAGUUGUUGGGCAAACAAACCAGCAAAAAUGAAAUUGAUGCAGUGGUCAAGGAGGCUGACGACAAUGGUGAUGGAACAGUUGACUUUGAGGAGUUUGUGAAAAUGAUGUCACAGAAAUGAGAA